Culex pipiens pallens (northern house mosquito) is the source of this 752-nucleotide messenger RNA. RefSeq lists its product as uncharacterized. The record is from RefSeq and is a predicted model, not a curated record. NCBI's taxonomy places the organism in Eukaryota, Metazoa, Arthropoda, Insecta, Diptera, Culicidae. The transcript is spliced from 3 exons. Bases 147 to 578 code for a protein of 143 amino acids.
AUAAUUUCGAGAAAAAUUAGAAUCCUGCGCUCCAAUUAAUCGCCGCAGAAAGAUAUCGUCGCAAUGGAAAAGUAUAGAUGAGAGAGUAGAGUAGGCUUAGAAAAAAUCAAACUGAAGUUGUCUGUCAAUUUAAGAAAAUCGUGAUAAUGCGCUCUGUACAGAAAUGGCGACAGCCCGUCCGGAAUGGCCGGGAAGACGACGUUGGCUGGACAGUUCGCGUGUGGACGAAGCAGUUGUUGAAGCGACGGAGUUGUCGGUGCGGAAAUGCGACGGCUACCCCGGGACCUGCUGUGGGCAGCGUGCUGCCCGUACUAUGUCGUUUCCAAGUCAUGUGUAGAGUCAAGUGUCGAGGAUGUCGGAACCCGCAUCGGGUCAAUGGUAGGAAAGUCCGCCCCACAUUCCAGAGCUGCAGAAGAGAUCAACCUGCACAACGCAAUGGUCAGCGAGGCACUCUCCAUAGCCACGACCACCGUACUGGCGUUCUAAUCCACCAGCGACGUAAACCCGGUAGUUGGUUCCGGCCCGGGAGGUGGCCAAAAUCUACGCUUACAUCCAAGAAAAAUACAAUUUCAAUGUGAUUUGAACUGUAAACAAUUUUUGAACGAAAUAGAAGAACAAACUAACUAUAGUUUAUUACUUAAAGAACCACGUGCGUGGAUAAUUUUAUUAGAAAAAGUCAAGUGUUUCAUCUCGAGCUGAGAUUCGAGCAUUUCGCUUAUAAAAUUUGUAACGGCGAUGAUACUAUUUUUUUU